AUGGGCAGAAAGAUCAAAUUGAAACGCGCUCUUGAGCUUGACGUGAUCGAUUUUGCCGAGAACACAAGCGCUCAUGGAAUCCCGAGGGCCUACGUCUCCGUCGGAUUCCGACGAUACCUCUGGCUCUCAUUUUUCCUCAUUUGCCUAUUCGCCUUCGGCUAUCAAGCCUAUUUGAUUAUUGUCCGAUUCAACAGGAAUGAUAUAAUUGUUGGUGUGGAGAUCAAAUUCGAGGAGAUCAAAUUUCCGGCGGUUACUGUGUGCAAUAUGAACCCGUAUAAGAAUUCGGCGGCUCGCGAAAUUGGCAGCAUUCGGAAUGCGCUCGAAGCGUUUGAACUCGCCAUUGACAAAACGGAUGAGGCAAUUCAUAAGCGAAAAAAGCGCGGAUUGCGCAAUCGCCGAAUUGCGCCGAUAUCAAGCAUGUGCGUCGACGUGAACGGCUACUUUCAAUCGAGUCCGCUCGGCUACAUUCAUUGCACAUGCGAGGGAUUCGUCGACGAGCACGACCAUCUUUGGAAUUGUCGACCGCAACACAAAUGGACGCAUCGGGUUGCCGAGAUCAACGCCGACGGCACAAUCGCGACAAAUCAAUGCGUCGACGGCUACUGUGUUCCGGAUAGCGAUCGAAAGUUUCUCGCGUGGCCGCUUCAAAUCGACCGCCAAAACGAGACCGCCUGCAUUUCGGUUGUCGAUGCCUCAUCGACGGCUCCCAGCUACUGCACACGCGUCAGUUUGCUGUCGGUGAAGGCGUGCACGAAUUGCGAUUGGCUGUCAAGAUGCGAGCCCGGCGAUCCGGAUGAUCCCAAUCAGUGCAUGUGCGAUGAAACGAAUUGCUUCAAACUCAAGAGUUUGGCGAGGAAGCGCGCGAAACGCGAGCGAGUUCACGAGAAAUUGCUGAGCCGCUAUGAUGGCCUCCUCGCGGUGUACUCGCAUUGCAGCUGCACCCAACAGCACGGAUGUGUGUCGAUGAAUGAAGGCCACACGAAUCAGACAUGCUUGUGCUUCUACAACAAGAAGAACGGACAAGUCUGGCCGUGCUACAAGGAGGACGAUUGGGAGGAGAGGAGAUGCGGCAAAUGCAACACGUUCGGCGAUUGUGUGUUCACCGAGAAGCCGCGAAAGAACAGCAACGCGUGCUUGUGCGCGGUGCCGAUCCACAUGUGCGUUCGCGUCGAUACGCCGCAAAUGAAUCAGACGUUGGAUGAGCGAGUGGUGAAAUUCUGGGACAUUCUGCCAUCCACCACGAUGUCGCCGAAGAUCAAGAAGAAGCAAGACCGCGACAAAGCCUAUGGCUACUCGGGUGUCAAAGAUCGCAUUGCGCUUCGCGCCAAAGCCAUGGAGAAUAUCAUUUUUGCCGUCGACGCGCUCACCGAAGAGCAGAAAUGGAAAAUAUCGUAUAACAAAUCGGAUUUCAUUCAAAAGUGCUCGUUCAAUGGAAGAGAGUGUCACGUGAAAAACGAUUUCGUCGAGUACUUGGAUCCGACGUAUGGCGCGUGCUUCACCUAUGGUUUGCGAAUGGGAAACGCGACGAACGAACGCUCGGGACCAUCGUACGGAUUGCGUCUCGAGGUGUUUGUGAACGUCACCGAAUAUCUGCCGACGACCGAAGCCGCCGGCGUUCGCCUCACCGUGCACUCGAUUGGCGAGCAGCCGUUUCCCGACGCCGCCGGCUUCUCGGCGCCGACGGGCUUCGUGAGCAGCUUCGGAAUUCGAAUGAAAUCAAUGACGCGUCUUCCGGCGCCGUACGGCGAUUGUGUGAAGGAGGGAAAAACUGCGGAUUUCAUCUACACCGACAAAUCGUAUAAUACGGAGGGAUGUCAGAGGAGUUGCAUUCAGAAGCAUUUGGCGCAGACGUGCGGAUGCGGCGAUCCGAGAUUCCCGCCAUAUCGCGAAACGAAAAAUUGCGCCGUCGAUGAUCCUUAUAAAAGAGAAUGCAUCAAACGCGAAAUGCAUGUGGCGACGCGAAAUUCAAAAAAGUUGGGCUGUGUAUGCAAACAGCCAUGCAACCAAGAAGUCUACUCGGUGUCGUAUUCGGCGUCGCGAUGGCCGGCGGUCGCCGGCGAUUUGUCGGGAUGUCCGCUCGGCAUGCCGGCCCACCAUUGUCUCAAUUAUAAGCGCGAGCAGGGCUCGAUGAUUGAGGUCUACUUCGAGCAGCUCAAUUAUGAGUCGCUGCUGGAAAGCGAGGCGUACGGGCUACCGAAUUUGCUUUCCGAUUUCGGCGGACAAUUGGGAUUGUGGAUGGGCGUCAGCGUGAUCACCAUCAUGGAGGUCGGAAUCUUCAUAUUCGACAUGUUCACCUCAAUCGCCGGCCUCAAACGGAAUCGGCAGCGUCCGGCGCGCAAGUCAGUCACAUCGAUGCGAUGCUCCGGUGAAUACAAAGACGGGAUCUAG
Messenger RNA from Caenorhabditis bovis, 2388 nucleotides. Lineage: Eukaryota; Metazoa; Nematoda; Chromadorea; Rhabditida; Rhabditidae. The record is from the annotation of a GenBank genome assembly.